Molecule: messenger RNA, 969 nt
Organism: Schistocerca serialis cubense
Lineage: Eukaryota; Metazoa; Arthropoda; Insecta; Orthoptera; Acrididae
Product: brachyurin-like
Exons: 7
Coding region: 1-969 (322 amino acids)
Biological process (GO): proteolysis
Molecular function (GO): serine-type endopeptidase activity
Source: RefSeq, a predicted model, not a curated record
AUGGAUAACUCCUACAUGUGUGGCGGGUCGCUGAUCUCCGCCUCUGUCGUCCUAACAGCGGGGCACUGCGCCUCCGGGUUCAGCACGUGGGAGGUGAGGCUUGGACUCACCAGUCUCAGCAUUAUUGAGCCUACCCGCGUGACCAUCGUCACCAGGUCGGCGUCGGUGCACUCCGAAUACGACAUUGCCGUCGUCUUCCUGGGUACCAACGUCCCGCUAAACAAUUACAUCGGACUGGUGAACCUGCCUUCUCGCUCACAGGCGGGCAACAGCUUCGAAGGCCAGACCGCUACGGUCAGCGGCUGGGGCCUCAAUACCGACAACGGUGUCAUCCCAGACACGCUGCAGUACACGACACUGAACGUCAUGUCCAACACGCAGUGCAGCCAAUACUACGGCGGUCCCAUCUACGACUUCACACUCUGCGCCGUCGGUUCCAGCGGACAGAGCACCUGCAACGGCGACAGCGGCGGCGCGCUGGUGGUCGGCUCACAGGGAAGCUACACGCAGAUCGGGAUCGUCAGCUGGGGUUCGGGCAAUGGCUGUGCGAGCGGAGACCCGGCCGGAUUCACCAGAGUCACCUACUUCCUCGACUGGAUCUCAACUGGACACCCGGAGCCUGAGGACGCUGGUGGCCGCAUCGUGGGCGGCAGUGCGGCCUAUCAGGGCCAGUUCCCGCACCAGGCCGCCGUCUCCAUGGACAGCUCCUACCUGUGCGGCGGCUCGCUCAUCUCCACCUCUGCUGUCCUCACCGCGGCGCACUGCGCCUCUGGGUUCAGCACGUGGGCGGUGAGCCUGGGAGGCAUCCGCCGCAGCGGCAGCGAGUCUGGCCGCGUGACCAUCAACACCAGGUCGACGACGGUGCACUCCGGCUACAACGCCAAUACGCUCAACAACGACAUCGCCGUCAUCUUCCUGGGCACCAACGUGCAGCUCAGCAGUAAGUCCACACGUGUGGCCAUAAUUUAG